This is a messenger RNA of Erigeron canadensis, 336 nucleotides long. RefSeq lists its product as uncharacterized. Gene Ontology annotation, molecular function: nucleic acid binding. NCBI's taxonomy places the organism in Eukaryota, Viridiplantae, Streptophyta, Magnoliopsida, Asterales, Asteraceae. The coding region runs from base 1 to 336 and encodes 111 amino acids. The transcript has a single exon. The record is from RefSeq and is a predicted model, not a curated record. Gene Ontology annotation, biological process: DNA integration.
AUGGAGAAGUUUGUGUGGGAGCAAAUAGUGACAAGAUUUGGAAUAACAAGAGUAAUUGUGAGUGACAAUGGCAAGCAAUUUUGGGAAGGAGUUUUCAGAAGCUUUUGCGAAAACUUAGAAAUUCAACAGUCUUUUACUUCAGUAGCCCACCCGCAGGCUAACGGACAAGUAGAAGUAACCAACAGAGUAAUCAUGAACGGAAUCAAAGCAAGGAUGGGAGAUGCCAAGACGGAUGGUUGGACGAAUUGCACCAACUUCUUUGGGGCAUCCGAACAACACCUAAAGCAAGCAACAGAGAAACACCAUUCAACUUGGUGUAUGGAUCAGAAGCAAUGA